This is a messenger RNA of Saccostrea cuccullata (small rock oyster), 854 nucleotides long. RefSeq lists its product as uncharacterized. The transcript is spliced from 2 exons. The record is from RefSeq and is a predicted model, not a curated record. Lineage: Eukaryota; Metazoa; Mollusca; Bivalvia; Ostreida; Ostreidae. The coding region runs from base 273 to 683 and encodes 136 amino acids.
AUCCACAUGGCUACCGGAUGCCAUUUUUGGAAAUGCAAACGUGUUUAUGACAUCGAUUUUUAGAUAUACUCGGAUAACGUGUUCUGAAGCGUUCAUGAGAUGCCGUUUUCCGGAAUUUUCAAUCUUGUUUCAAAAUAGUUUGUCAAUUAGGGUCAAACAUCAGUUUCCAGUUUCAUAUCCAUGAACAAGAAAGAAAAUGUCAUUGUAAACAUUACGUCAGAAAAGAAAAAAGGAGGAUCUGUUAUGCACUGACAUAAAUCAAAAAAAUAGAAAUGGCAGGUGUGAUGGGAAUGGCCUUUAUUCCUUAUUAUAAUCAACUAAUGACAAUCCUGGAGACAAAUGAUGAACUCAGGAAGAGUGCGAGGGGUAUCUUCAAGCAAAUGGCUUGGGCAGCAGGAGGGACGGCAGUAGGAGGAGUCCUUCUAGGCCCCCCAGGAGCCAUGGUUGGGGGAGUAGCAGGAUCCAUGAUUGGUUAUAUUUGUUCUGAUGAGUACACAGCUAUGAUAAAAGUGUUACGUAAUUUAAAUGACGAGGAGAAACAGAAGGUUGUGAAGGCCGUACAGGAAUUAGUCGGUACGUCCUCCAUAGAGGCCCUCACUAGAUUCAUCUCACAACAAGUACAGAGGGACAUGCUGCUGAAACUGUUGAGAGAUUUUGUAGGUGACAUUCAAAAAGGAGGAUAAACUUGUAUUUUAAUCUAGUAGCAAAGAAGAAUGAAUUCCAGAGCCUUUAUUUUUGCUGUAUACAUGUAAAUAUUUCUGUGUCAAAUGAAAUAAAUCAACAAGUUUGUAUUUAAAUUCAUAUAUCUAAAUGUGUAUAUAUAAAUAAAUCAAAGCAUUUGUACAUGUAUUGUA